Molecule: messenger RNA, 4352 nt
Organism: Diceros bicornis minor
Lineage: Eukaryota; Metazoa; Chordata; Mammalia; Perissodactyla; Rhinocerotidae
Gene: METTL15
Product: methyltransferase 15, mitochondrial 12S rRNA N4-cytidine
Exons: 6
Coding region: 243-1466 (407 amino acids)
Biological process (GO): rRNA base methylation
Molecular function (GO): rRNA (cytosine-N4-)-methyltransferase activity
Source: RefSeq, a predicted model, not a curated record
AGCUCCCGUGGAGCCCACCCCAGGCUUCGGGGGAGUUCCGGGGUCGCUGGACUCGCCUCGGCAGAGGGAGCACACGCCCCCUGUCCUGCACGCUCGUUCACCCUGAGUUCAGGAGUUUCUGAACAGUUUUCCUUCGACGGAGUGUAAAUCUGAGGCGAAGGGGUGCAUCCUCCUCUGUCCGCGAGAAGCUUCUCGCGCCCUCCGCGUUCGGGCGCCAGCCUGCGGAUUUGUUGACCUACAGAAUGCUUCGAUACCCGUAUUUUUCUAGAAUCUAUAAAGAAUUUCUUUCAUGCUGGUUGGAAUCUCGCAUAUUUAGUUUAGGUGUCUGGCCAAAAAAAAUACAUGCUACAGCAGAAAGAUAUAAUGACUAUGAAGCCCAGGAGCAAACAGAUCAAACUGGAGCUCAGGAGUUACACAAAUCUCAAGACAGAAAUUCUGAAGCCAUGACUAAAUUACAUGUUCCAGUAAUGGUGGAUGAAGUUGUUCGUUGUUUGGCACCACAAAAAGGACAGAUUUUUCUAGAUAUGACGUUUGGUUCAGGAGGACACACAAGAGCCAUUCUACAGAAGGAGUCAAAUAUUACUUUGUAUGCCUUAGACAGAGACCCAACAGCUUAUGCACUAGCUGAACAGCUUGCAGAAUUGUAUCCUAAACAGAUUCGAGCCAUGCUGGGCCAAUUCAGCCAGGCAGAAGACUUAUUAAUGAAAGCUGGAGUGGAGCCAGGGACUGUGGAUGGAGUUCUUUUGGAUCUUGGGUGUUCUUCCAUGCAACUUGAUGCUCCUGAAAGAGGUUUUUCCCUUCGGAAGGACGGUCCCUUGGACAUGAGAAUGGAUGGUGGCAGGUACCCUGACAUGCCCACCGCAGCUGAUGUCGUGAACGCUCUAGAUCAACAGGCACUUGCAUCUAUCCUGAGAACAUACGGGGAGGAGAAGCAUGCCAAGAAAAUCGCUUCAGCAAUCGUUCAGGCACGCAGCAUCUACCCCAUCACCAGAACCCAGCAGCUUGCCAGCAUCGUCGCAGGUGCAUUUCCUGCCUCUGCUAUUUAUGCACGAAAAGACUUGCUACAACGAUCUACCCAUAUUGCUACCAAGACUUUCCAAGCUUUUCGAAUAUUUGUGAACAAUGAGCUCAAUGAACUUGACACAGGAUUGAAGACAGCUCAGAAGUUUCUGAGACCUGGUGGUCGUCUUGUUGCCCUCUCCUUCCAUUCACUAGAGGAUCGCAUCGUCAAACGAUUCUUGCUUGGGAUAAGCAUGGCAGAAAGAUUUAACCUAAGUGCUAGACAGAAGGUGAUACAAUCAUUGCAAUUGGGUUCAGGUCAAACAAACAAGGAAGGAGUCUCCAUGGGAAGGGCCCCUUUAAUGUGGGAAUUGAUACACAAGAAGGUGCUUACUCCAGAAGAUCAGGAUGUUCAGAAUAACCCCAGAGGGCGCUCAGCCAAGCUUAGAGCAGCUAUCAAGUUAUGAGAAAGAAAGUUGUCAUCAUCUGAUCUUUCAAGUUUUCCGUCGCAGUUUCUCUUAAUUUUUUUCAUGUGAUAUUCCUGCACAGCUUAAUAUAAGAAAGUGUGGGAUAUGUAUAGAUCUGUACUAUAUAUGUGUGGAAAUUGAGGCUACUUAGCUUUUUUUUUUUUUGUCAAAAAGAAAAUGUUGGAAAUAUUAGCAUGACACAGGAAGUUCAACUCAAGGAGCAGCAGCAUCUUAAAACUGGAGAAAUGUGUUUAUCUUAGCAUUAUAUUUGACUUUUGAAAUACAGUCCUUUCUCUAACAAGGAAAUUUUUUUAAAAAAGCAAUACUAUGUGUAUUUAUCUAAAUAAACUCAAGCUGUUAAAAGAGAGAGAUUAUAAUUAUAGCUGCAUGCUCUAGAUUCUGAAUUUAGAUAUUCAGAUUUGCAACAGACUUUCUGUGGCUCAAAUAAUUAAUAAUGAUCAUGGAAUGAAUUUUAAUUUCCCUACUUAGGAAUAAUUAAUUAUUAUAGCUUUCUCAAAUAUACAUAUUAUGCAAAUUUUAAAUUUUCAAGUAUUAUUUUUUAAAUGCAUCAUGCUGGUAAAUUUCAUUGUUGAAAUUAUAGUGUUCAUUGUUUUAAAGGGAUUUUUCCGUAUGAUAUAUACCAUGAUUUCACAUAUUGCAAAGUAAAAAUGUAGAAUUGUUCUAACGGCUCUUACAGAGAAUGUUUCACAAAACUUAUAUUUAAAGUCAGUUGUGUUUAUUUUAAUAAUAGCCCAUAAUGCCUUUGAUAAAUAGUAAAAUCUCUCAUCAUUUGAAUCCUUCAUUUUUUAAUAGAGAUAUUCAAAAUAAUUCAACCAAGUGUGUUUGAAAUAGAAAAGCAUAUGAUGUAUUCAAGAUAUUAAAAUCAAUGCACCCUUAAUGUUUUUACUUACAGAUAGUAACUGUAAUUGUAAAAUGUUUAUUCAGGAGAAGUUCACUUAGUAGAGGAUUCUUUAAUAAAUUGAUGAGAUUGAGUCAUAAUUCACAUAUCAACUUUUUAUACGUAAAUAUGCUCUUUUAAUUUAUUCAGUUAUUCAGCAAGUACUGAACUAGGCAGAGAAACAAUGGUGAGUAAAAUACACAUAGCCCACAGUACCUGUCCUAUGGAGUUCAUAGUCUAGUGGAAGAGAGCAAUAGUAGUUAAAUAAUCACAAAAAUCAAUAUAAAAUUGACACAGUAGUAAAUGCUACAAAGAAGUGAUACAAGGUACUGCAAGAACAUCUAGUAGAGAUUUCAUCUACUGAAGGAAACCAGGGCUGACAAAGUGGUGCUUGAGUUAUGAGCUAAAGGAUGAAUAGGAGAUAAUUAGUCAAAGGGUGCAUGGGCGUGUUGAUUAAAGGUGCAUGUAAAUGAUUGUUUUCUCAAGUAGUUAUCCUUGAAAUCAUAUUUAUACUAUUAAUUUGCUCAGUAAACUAUUUAUUCAAAUAUAGGAAAAAUUCAUCUUCUCAAUUAUUAUUACAAAUUCUAAAUUGGUGAAUACAAGUGAAUAAAAUAUCAACAUAACUAUAUGGGCAAAAGAUAGAUAAGAAUUAAAUACUUGAACAUACCUCAGACUUACUUUAUCUACCUCUGUAACAUUUAACUUUAGUUCCCAAUUUUGCUUUUACUUUAUAGGUUUUAUUCAAAUCUGAACAAUUCUGCAGUGAAAUCAGAAUUAGAAAAUACUCUAGGCAACAAUGUGCUCAAAUUAGAAACAAAUGAAUGCACCUAGGUUAAUCCCCUGAAUCCUUCCUGAAAAAUUUUAUAAGUUUCUGUUUGUAUAUAAGGCAUAUUUGUGAAUGAGAAAGAUUCCCAAGGGUAAAUUCCCAGCCAAGUACCCGAUUAUAAAAUAAAAGAUCAUGCUCUUCUAUUCAAAAAUGAUACACCUAUUUCAUCAAUCAUUUUUGGAUCCUGUAUAGUAUGGAAAUUUUUUCUUUAAUGUUAGAUGGAAACUGACUGCACUGAGUUGGAUAGUGUCCCCCCAAAAUUCCUGUCCUUCUCAGAAUCUCAGAAAGUGAUCUUAUUUGGAAAUAUGGUCAUUGAAGGGUCUAAGUAGUUAAGAUGAGAUCAUACUAGAGCAGGGUAGGCCCUUAGUCCUGUAUAUCUGGUGUCCUUAUAAGAAGAGAAGAGAGACAGAGACACGUGGAAGAAUGCCACAUGAAAAUGGAGGCAGAGACUGGAGUGAUCCAUCUACAAGCCCAGGGACACCAAGGAUUGCUGGCAACCAUCAAAAGCUAGGUAAGAAGCAUGGAAUAGAUUCUCAUCAGAGUCUUAAGUAAGAACCAACUCUGCUGACACCUUGAUUUUGGACUUUUAGCCCCCAGAACAGUGAGAGAAUAAAUUUCUGCUAUUUUAAGCCAGCCAGUUUGUGGUAAUUUUCUAUGGCAGCCCUAGAAAACUAAUAUUCUGACAGAAAAAAAAUCUUGAAUAAUAUGCAUGAAGAAAAUCAUUCUCGUUAAUCACAAAAUUGGUUUCAAAUGUUGCAGUGUAAAAAUAUAUUAUUUUCUGUAAUUAGGCUGUUUACCACAAUCAUUCUUGCCUACUUCUAAGUCUUUGUUGUAGGAUGAAUAAUAAAAUACAUAAAUGAGUUUUAAAUGGUUAACUCUGGAGAAUAGUUUGGGGAAAUUAAAACAAUAUGUAUAGAAAAUAAAAAUUGAUUAUUAAAAUGAAUGUGCAUUGCUUUUCUAAUAAAAUAUAAAGAAUAUAAAACAAGCAGUUGUUUUAUAUUUCUGAAUCUGUGUAUCAACUGCCUUCUACUAAUCAUUUUAAUAUAGCACCGAUGCCAUUGUGUAGUACAUCACUGCUUAACAGGUUUUAGUUCGUUACUUAUUAAGGAAUGAAAUUUAAUAACUGCACACAAUUUUAAUAGAUAUCCCUAUUUUGUAUAUU